Molecule: messenger RNA, 414 nt
Organism: Penicillium bovifimosum
Lineage: Eukaryota; Fungi; Ascomycota; Eurotiomycetes; Eurotiales; Aspergillaceae
Product: GFA family protein
Exons: 4
Coding region: 1-414 (137 amino acids)
Molecular function (GO): carbon-sulfur lyase activity
Source: RefSeq, a predicted model, not a curated record
AUGACUUUCACGGGAAGCUGCAUGUGCGGCGGCAUUACUUACGCCAUUGAGGCUGACAAGUACCUGUCCGCCUUGUGUCACUGCAUCGACUGCCAAAAGUGGACCGGCGGUGCAUUCACCUCCAACGCCGUUGUUCCCCGUGCCAGCGUCAAGGUCACCAAAGGCACACCCAACUCCUACGAUGCUACUGGCAAGAGUGGCAAGAUCAACAAGCACUUCUUCUGCCCUACCUGCGGCUCAGGUCUCUACACCGAGCUGGAGGUCAUGCCUGACAUGACUUGCGUUAAGGCUGGAACCCUGGACGGAGGCGAGGCUAACCUCGGAGGAAAGGUUGAGAUUGAGUUCUAUGUUAAGGACCGUCCUAGUUACCUCGCUCCUGUUGCUGGUGCUAAGCAGGAGCCGAUGUUUGGUUGA